UACCACUGAUCUCACCCCCAAACACGCACACCAUCCAAAGCCAUCUUCGCACAAGCCACUAGCUCACUACUCAUUACCAGUCGAUCUACAUUUCAUCGUCAGAGUUUCAGAGACGCCAUGAAGUACCUGACCCAGCUGCUGGUGGCGCUCCUGGCCUUCUGGGCGGUGGUGCUGAUGAUGGCGCCGGCGGGCGCCGAGGCGGCGACGUGCGACGCGCUGCAGCUCAGCCCGUGUGCGGGCGCCAUCGUGGGGAACGCGGCGCCCACGGCGGUGUGCUGCAGCAGGAUGAAGGCGCAGAGGCCGUGCAUGUGCCAGUACGCCCGCGACCCCAACCUCAAGCAGUACGUCAACUCCCCCAACGGCAAGAAGGUCCUGGCCGCCUGCAAGGUGCCCGUGCCAUCCUGCUAAAUCGAGUAAUCGACGUCUAUGAUCGAUUGAGAUGAGAGAGUCCAGCCAGUGGCAUCUCGCUGCUCGCUGCAUGUGUUGAUGUCUGAGUGUUUUGGUUGCCGUGUGUGGCUACCCUGAUGUAUUUGUAUCUGAAAUUCUGAAUAAAUGCAGUAAUAAUGAUGUGUGUUGUUAGUUUGAA
Molecule: messenger RNA, 586 nt
Organism: Triticum dicoccoides
Lineage: Eukaryota; Viridiplantae; Streptophyta; Magnoliopsida; Poales; Poaceae
Product: non-specific lipid-transfer protein 2-like
Exons: 1
Coding region: 118-408 (96 amino acids)
Biological process (GO): lipid transport
Source: RefSeq, a predicted model, not a curated record